AUGCCUUCUCCUGAGCAGCCUGCUGAAAGUGGUGCUGGUAGUGGCGCUGAGUCCGUUGGUGAUAGUCGGGAAGAACCUGAACUACCUGGGGGGACUCCGAGCUCGCAGCACCAGUGGCGACGCUGGACGGAUGAGGAGUGGCAGCUGUGGAAUACUGGUAGAUGGGCUGGAUGGAAUGGGAGCCAUGCACCUUCUACUGGGGACGCCAAUGACUAUAGUGGGGAUACUACUGAACAUGCUAGCCGGGAAGACACCUCUGGGAGGGGUACCAAGUCCACUGACCCUUGGAAUGCUUGGAAAGAUCCAUGGAACCGAAGUUCUUUGGGGAGCCAGCGUGAUGAUGCAGUAGAUGAAAGGGUUGGGGGAGCUAGCGACAAGAUAGUGGUUCCGGAGUUCACUGGUGAAGAGGAUAAAGAAGGGUCCAAGACUAGGAGCUAUCUUAGGAAGAUAGAGGCCUGGAGGAGAGUCACGAGGUUGAAACCAAACAAACAAGCACUUGUCCUUUACAACGGACUCACAGGGAAGGCUUGGAGGGACGCGGAAGACCUUGACGUCUCCCUGCUGGACCACGUGGACGGCGUCAACCGCUUUGUGGAGUGGAUCACCCAGCGGUACCUGGACAAAGAGGUGGUCAAAGCCGGGAAGUACAUGAGCGACUUCUUCAAGUACUUCAAGAGGACCCAGAACCAGGACAUCCGGGACUUCAAUGGAGAGUUCGACAGGCACCUUUCGAAGUUACGUGAGGUGGGGUGCCAACUUCCAGGAGUUUGCAGCUCAUGGUGGUAUGUGGACAAGCUCCGCCUGGACAACACGACGGAACUCAGCUUACUGUCAUCCGUGAACAACCAGUACGACCUGACCAAGCUGCAAGAGGCUGCUGUCGACGACAUUCCUGACGAGGGCGACACAGAGACGCAUGAGGCCUAUGUCGCUUUCAAGAAUGCCAAGGCCAAGUACAACGACGUCUUGAAGGCGAGAGGAGCCUUGUCUGGGAAGUCGAAGGAGGAGGCCUUGCAGUUGGCGAAGGCGAGGUCCUAUUGCUCAGCUUGUGGAAAGAAGGGCCACUGGCACAAGGACCCAGAGUGUCCGAAACACAAAGGCAAACCUCAACCGGGAUCUACGCACACCACCCAUGUCGUCUUCUACACGGACAACGAGGGCCUGGAGACCAUCGUGGACUGUGCUUGCAGCAGGACUUUGGCAGGAUCUUCAUGGGCGAGACGCUACUUGGAGAAGCUCAAGCAGGAGAAGGUCCCCUACAUCAUGAUCGAGCAGGAGGAGAACUUCAAGUUCGGUGGGCCGACCAUCUACCCCUCUCGACGUGCCAUCGUGAGUUGGCUGGCAUUGAGGGGAAGGUGGUUCAUGAUCAAGAUCUCCGUGGUGGCCGCCAAUGUGCCUUUGCUCUUGAGCCGACCGGUGUUGGCUUCUUUGGGGAUGCGCUACAUGAUGGAGGAGAACAUGGCAGACUUCACGAAGUUGGACCUGAAGGGGGUGGCCUUAGGUUUCACCUCCACUGGGCAUCCUCGAGUCGAUGCCGUUGAUUUUGGACCGGAGGUCCCAUCUUGGCCGGAAAAGGUCGAUUGGAGUGUCACUGAAGUGCACGUGCCGGACCUGGCACACGAAGCAGUGGAAGCAUACAUAGCGAUCUUCAUGAAGUACGUGAAACAACAUGCAUACCGUGUCAUGGUAGUGGUCACACCCUUCGACUUGAACAUCUGUGGCAACAUGAGCAUGCUCCGAUGGCAGAAUUUUUGUGGAUUGGCCGCAGCCGUUUUCGUCGUCGACGUGCGACGGAGCAAGCUCACGAACGACCAAUUCGAGACCCCACGGAUGUCCCAGCAGACCACCAAGUCGCCAUGGAAGAUGAAGCGGGACGAGCUGGCCGACGAGCUGGUGAAGAUGGGGUGCCCUGUCCGACCGGACUGGACAGUGCCAGAACUGCGCUCCUUGCUGAUCGAGAAGAUGGACCUGCAGGGAGACCAGAGCCACAAGACGAAGGGGAUAACACACAUGUGCCUGCAGGACCUGACCGCGAAAUGCCUGGAGGAGGGCCUUGCACUCCCCCCCAAACCAACACGGGGAUUGCUCAUGAGGAUGUUGAGGGAGAACACCCCGCCAGGGGACACGGAGAAGGUCUGCUUCGGGUCUUACAAGGGGUACAUGUACAAGGAGGUGAACCCUCAGUACCUGGAGUGGGCGAUGCGGGAGGUUGCAGCCAACCCGCAACACAGCCCCGACCUGGCACGACUGGCACAGUGGGCACAAGCUCGCCAGACGAGGCCGCCUCCAGCUGGAGCCGCCUCGGGCAGUGGGGAUCCCGAGCAAUCUCCCUCAUUGCCGGUGCCAGACUCGAGCAGCUACACCGUGGUAUCGGAGGCGGAGGUUUCGCUGGACGAGGAGAUCAAGGACAUGGAGACUCGCCUUCAUAUCAUGAAGGCAGCCAAGGAAGCGGAGAAGAAGAGGCUGGAGGCGGGGCUGGAGGAGAGCCCCAAGGCCCAUUGGGCGAAGUUGAAGGAGCUCCACAACAUCAAGAAGAAGAUGAAAGCCCCUCUUCAAGAAGGACUGAUCACGGACAAGAUCACCGCUUCCGACACCUUGGACACUUCUGAGGAGCCCUAUGUCAUUGACGAGUCCUACGUGCCUGCGGAGGAGUUCGACGUUGAGGAGACUGACGAGUCGGACUACAUCGACCUCGACGAGUACGAGUUUGAGGAGAAGACUGGGGUGCCUAAGGUGAAGCUCAGGUACCCUGUGGACUAUGAGGAAGUGAAGAACCUUCCAUCGAGGAAGAUGAGGCGGAAUCAGAAGAAGAAGGUCAAGGGAUGGGUCCAUCGGGCCCUGUUGUGCCUGUCAACUACUUUGUUGGCAUGCGCGACCCCAAUUGCAGCAGAACUUCAUGAAGCAGUUGUGGAGCCGGCCAAGGACCUGUGCAAGGCGGUGCUUGGCCCCAACACCCUCCAAGGCAAACGAGAGCCGAUAGCUCUGCUUGAGCUCUUUGCUGGAUCGGCCCAUCUCACGGCACCCCGAGACAUUCUUCUAGGCCACGAUCUUUUUGAUCGCCUGCAGCAGGAGAGCGUCUUCGACGACUUGAACUACAAGAGACCAGCGCUGCUAUGGGUGGCUUUGCCGUGUACCAAGUGGUCCCAGUGGCAGAGGCUCAACUUUGCACAGAGGAAGCAACAGCUGAGGAGAGAGAGGAAGAAGCAGAGGGAGUUGGUGCACUUCGCCGUCGAGUGUGCCUGGAACCAGAUUGCCAAUGGAGGAGAGGUGAUGUUUGAGCACCCGCGAUCCUCUGACCUAUGGGAUGACCACGCAAUGGAGGGCCUCAUGGACAGUGACCUGAUGGUAUACUCCGACAUCGACAUGUGCUGUUAUGACCUGAGGGCCACCACGGAUGGUGGUAGGCUCAGGAAGCCAACUCGCAUUGCCGCCUCUCACCCGAACCUGCUGAUAGGGAUGAACAGGAACUGCCCGGGCAGCCAUGAGCACACCCCGACAGAAGGGAGGAACACCAAAUCAGCUGGGGUCUAUACACCGGCAUUUUGCCGGGCUGUAAUGCAGGGUUUUAAAGCCCAGGAGAGGAGCGUCUGGGUCGGAAGAGACGACCCCCGAGACAAGACUUGGGAUGCCUAUGCGGUGAAUGAGGCUGAGGACGGUGAGGAGGCCAGCAAGGGGAAGCAGAAGAUGUCUGGCAUUGAGCUACCUGCCCAUGUACCUCAACCCCUUGCUCGAGCUCUACGGCGGAUACACCAGAACCUUGGGCACCCUUCCAACCAUGAUCUUGCCAGGCAUCUGAAGCUGUCUGGAGCCUCGGAAGGUGCAGUCAAAGCUGCACAGUCCAUCAGGUGCAGCUCUUAUGCAAGAUUGUCGAACCCCGGUACGAGGAGACCGGCGAAACUGGUGCGGCCGCUUGAGUUCAACCAGGAGGUGGCGGUGGACACGCUCAACCUCUACCUUCACGACAACACCAAGGUCUCCGUCCUCUCGGUGCUGGACCUCGCGACGGGCUACCACGUGGUCAAGAAGCUUCAAGGCCGUAAGUCGGCGGACUUGUUGAGGACGUUCACCGACUGUUGGCUCUCAUGGGCUGGACCACCUCUGAGGCUAGCCUGCGAUCAAGAACGAGGCUUCAUCAAGGAGUUCACGGACGGCAUGGAGAUGGGAGGCACGCAUGUGAAGUACAUUGCGGGCCAGGCUCAUUGGCAAGCUGGAGCAGUUGAGCGGCAGGGAGAAUGGUUCCGCGCUAUGUGGGAUCGGACAGUGACUCACUCUAUGCCCUCUGCAGACGAGGCUGAGUAUACCCUGGCGAUGGUAGCUGCAGCAAAGAACAACCUGAGGAGAAAACAUGGCUACUCACCUGCACAAUGGCUGUUUGGAUCUCAACCCCGUACCGGUGACGGGUUUCUGGAUGAGGAGAAUGGACUGUAUGAAAGAGAAGAAUUGAGAUCAUCAGAUGAGGUCUGGCGGCGGAAGCAAACCAUUAGACAGGCCGCUAGACAAGCAUUCAUACAGUCUCAGGCUGAUGACGCCCUGAAGAGAGCAGUACUCGGCAGGCCGAGGACCAACAAUGAGAUCUUCGAGGCUGGAGACUAUGUGUAUAUCUUCAGGGUGGACAAGACAGCCAAAGGUGUGGCCAGACACCGACAGAACAAAGGUGAGUGGAUUGGACCAGGAGUGGUCGUGGGAAAAGAGGGACCCUCGUACUGGGUAUCGAGGGGCGGCCGUUGUGUGCUUUGUGCCGCUGAACAUCUCAGACCUGCUGAAUCAGAGGAACUGGGAACGGCUUUCCAGACGAGAGCUGUCAAGGAGGAUCUGAUGAGGUUGGCACUUCGCCUUGAUGACAGUGAGGACGAGGAGGCUUUUGCCGACGCAACAGCGCCCGUUCACCCUAAGAGACUGGUGAACUACGAGACUGUCCCCGAGCGUCGAGUCAGGGAAAAAGGAACAGUGAGGAUGCACAAAAGACCAGUGCCACCAGGUGGAGAAGAGCAAGGAGUUCGUCCUCGUCCCCUUCCACCUGUGCCCGACUCUGACUUCGAAGAGCUCUUGGACAAGGAGGUUGAAGCCUCUAGUAGUGCGGGGCCAGCUCGGCAGGCUUUGGUCGCGGAACGGCGAGUGCCAAAAUCAGUGAUCAAGCAGGUCGACAAGGAGAUCAAGUGGGAGGAUAUACCCACAGCCGAGAAACAACUUUACAUUGAGGCUGAGGACAAGCAAUGGAAGGAACAUCUCAAGUAUGAGGCUGUCAGGGUACAUCCACCGGAAGAUGCCGAGAUCCUACGCGACAAAGUCCCCAAGAACCGGAUCUUGAGUGCCAGAUUUGCAUACAGGGACAAGAAUGCUGCGAAACGAAGGGAAGACCCUUCGGUGGGACCAAAGGCAAAAGCGCGGCUAUGUGUAGGUGGGCAUCGAGAUCCUGAUCUCCGACAUGGAACAGUUUCAACAGAAGCACCUACAGCUUCGAGAUGUUCGCUUACAACACUCCUCUUCCUGGCCGCGCAGUUUGGGUGGCAACUGGCAGCUGGAGAUGUUGAGGCCGCCCUUUCUCAACGGCAUCGAGUCCAAGCGCGGCCUUUACUUUGA
This is a messenger RNA of Cladocopium goreaui, 5580 nucleotides long. The record is from the annotation of a GenBank genome assembly. NCBI's taxonomy places the organism in Eukaryota, Dinophyceae, Suessiales, Symbiodiniaceae.